Pungitius pungitius (ninespine stickleback) is the source of this 402-nucleotide messenger RNA. RefSeq names its product small proline-rich protein 2H-like. Lineage: Eukaryota; Metazoa; Chordata; Actinopteri; Perciformes; Gasterosteidae. Bases 1 to 402 code for a protein of 133 amino acids. The transcript has 2 exons. The record is from RefSeq and is a predicted model, not a curated record.
AUGAAUAUGCAGUCCAAGAGGCCACACCCACCGUGCAAGUCCAAGAGGCCACACCCACUGUGCAAGUCCAAGAGGCCACACCCACUGUGCAAGUCCAAGAGGCCACACCCACCGUGCAAGUCCAAGAGGCCACACCCACUGUGCAAGUCCAAGAGGCCACACCCACUGUGCAAGUCCAAGAGGCCACACCCACCGUGCAAGUCCAAGAGGCCACACCCACUGUGUAAGUCCAAGAGGCCACACCCACUGUGCAAGUCCAAGAGGCCACACCCACCGGGCAAGUCCAAGAGGCCACACCCACCGUGCAAGUCCAAGAGGCCACAUCCACCGUGCAAGUCCAAGAGGCCACAUCCACCGUGCAAGAAGCCACACCCACCGUGCAAGAAGCCACACCCACCGUGA